CUGCUGCUGCUGCUGCUGCUGCUGCUGAUGAUGAUGAUGAUAGGGGACUCGAUUAUUGUGCGAUAUGGCACUCUAUGUGAAUCAAUAGUCAGUUGAAUACUCCGAUUGAAAGCGAUAUUCAUAUCUUGCAUGUCCCUGCCCUGCCAUGUGAAAUUGAUAUGAAGACUAUGGCCCUUUUGUUCCUAAGUAAACCUUUGGGGGCAAGGCUUUCUCCACCCGCGCUCUCUCUCUCUCACUCACACACUCGCCUUCUCUUUCGCCUUCUCUUUCUCGUUCUCUUUCUCGUUCUCUCUCUUCCCUCUCUUUCUCAUCCUUUUUCCUUUCCUUCGUUCUUUCCCACUCUCGCUCUCUCAUUCCAUUCCCUCUCAUUCAUCCCAUCGACGAUCUGUCUCCGCCCUCUCAUACGCUCAGGGGAAUCAGUACCUCCUCUUCCGUACACCCUCCUUAUUCUCCGGCACCCACACGUUGUCCCUCUCGACGUGUCUGUAGUCUUGACUUUCCUUUCCCUCUUCCACACACCACCGCCACCACCACCACAGCCGCUUUUUCUUCUUCUUAGUCUCUCAUAUAACAAUCCCCUCUCUCAUCCUCCUCUUUUUCAGUCGUGUCUUCAACCUCAACAGGUAAGCAAGCAAUUUUCUCUCUCUCUCACUCUCCCAUCCUCACACUCACACCCACACACACACGCUCCCCCUCUCUCUCUUCAGCCAUCAGCCUUCAUUCACAUCAUCAUCAACAGAACCUCCACAGCACUCUUUCCCUCCAUUUACACGCAUCCUAUCUCUCUCCAUUCGAUUCGGCAACGACAUCCAAACCAUAUCUCUCACUCGAAUGAACUCAAAUACACCCGCAGAACAGGCACAUUGGCAGAAAUGAAAAGACAGACAGUGUAGUAAACAAAGCAACCGAACAAACAAACAAACAAACAAUACCCAUAACAGCAUAUCCCCAGCAAAAUGGAAGGAAGAGAGCGAGAUAGAAAAGGAUAUGCUUAAUGCUUCAUUAGCCGCUUGGCAUCCAUAGCGCAUCCACUGCAUACACUGCAUACACUGCACCCAUGCAAACAAACCAAACUAUUCCAAGGCCGAUCCAAAGGGGAGGAGAAGGA
Gamsiella multidivaricata is the source of this 1108-nucleotide messenger RNA. RefSeq lists its product as uncharacterized. The transcript has a single exon. The record is from RefSeq and is a predicted model, not a curated record. The coding region runs from base 159 to 893 and encodes 244 amino acids. Lineage: Eukaryota; Fungi; Mortierellomycota; Mortierellomycetes; Mortierellales; Mortierellaceae.